Lottia gigantea (owl limpet) is the source of this 1299-nucleotide messenger RNA. RefSeq lists its product as hypothetical. Lineage: Eukaryota; Metazoa; Mollusca; Gastropoda; Lottiidae. The transcript has 2 exons. The record is from RefSeq and is a predicted model, not a curated record. Bases 1 to 1299 code for a protein of 432 amino acids.
AUGAAUGAAUUUCUCGAUAAAUAUGGAACCGAUACAACUACAAACUUUCAACUUAUGAGAUGGGCGAAUGAGUUAAAUAUAUCACCGUUUUAUUAUUGUAUGAGAGAUGAAAUAAAUAAUCUGAAAUAUAAGAAAGGUAAAUUUUACGCUAUAACAAAUAUACAUACUUCCGAUCAAAAAGGAGUUCAUCAUUCUGCUUUGUACAAAGACUCUUCAAAUGACUUAUAUUUCUUUGAUUCUUAUGGAUUAGAACCCACUUUAGAAACCAAAAAACCUAACGCUACAGCGUGGAUAAAUAAAGCGAAACCUUACUUCCUGGAUCAAAUCGGUGACACUCUUCAAGGUGAUUUAGAUAUGAACAAUUUUAAAGUAACUAAUUUAAAUUCUCCGGAAAACGAUAAUGACGCUGUUCACAAGAAAUAUUUACGGGAUCAAAUAAAUUCAAUUGAAGUAAAUAAAAACCAUUUAGAAGAUAAAAUAAAUGAUAGCGAAAUCAAAACCUAUAUUCAACAACAAAUACAAAACAUAGAUAAUAGUGAAAUCAAAACCUAUAUUCAACAACAAAUACAAAACAUAGAUAAUAGUGACAUUAAAACCUAUAUUCAACAACAAAUACAAAACAUUGAUGAUAGUGACAUUAAAACCUAUAUUCAACAACAAAUACAAAAUAUUGAUGAUAGUGACAUUAAAACCUAUAUUCAACAACAAAUACAAAAUAUUGAUGAUAGUGACAUUAAAACCUAUAUUCAACAACAAAUACAAAAUAUUGAUGAUAGUGAAAUUAAAACCUAUAUUCAACAACAAAUACAAAAUAUUGAUGAUAGUGACAUUAAAACCUAUAUUCAACAACAAAUACAAAAUAUUGAUGAUAGCGACAUUAAAACCUAUAUUCAACAACAAAUACAAACUAUUGAUGAUAGUGACAUUAAAACCUAUAUUCAACAACAAAUACAAAAUAUUGAUGAUAGUGACAUUAAAACCUAUAUUCAACAACAAAUACAAAAUAUUGAUGAUAGUGACAUUAAAACCUAUAUUCAACAACAAAUACAAAAUAUUGAUGAUAGCGACAUUAAAACCUAUAUUCAACAACAAAUACAAAAUAUUGAUGAUAGUGACAUUAAAACCUAUAUUCACCAACAAUUACAAAAUAUUGAUGAUAGCGACAUUAAAACCUAUAUUCAACAACAAAUACAAAAUAUUGAUGAUAGUGUUAUUCAACAACAGAUAACCACAAUUAAGUUUUCCCUAUGGAAUGAAAUGGCAUGGGGGAAAAGUGUGAACAUACUAAGAGCUCUAUAA